Aureobasidium namibiae CBS 147.97 is the source of this 1353-nucleotide messenger RNA. RefSeq names its product serine/threonine protein kinase, CMGC family, CDC2/CDK subfamily. Gene Ontology annotation, biological process: regulation of mitotic cell cycle; protein phosphorylation. The transcript has a single exon. The coding region runs from base 1 to 1353 and encodes 450 amino acids. Gene Ontology annotation, cellular component: nucleus. The record is from RefSeq and is a predicted model, not a curated record. Gene Ontology annotation, molecular function: ATP binding; cyclin-dependent protein serine/threonine kinase activity. Lineage: Eukaryota; Fungi; Ascomycota; Dothideomycetes; Dothideales; Saccotheciaceae.
AUGACAUCGCGCUGGGCUGAUGAUGAAAACGAUGCCGCCCUAGACGCACAACGCAAGCAAGAGAAGGAGCAAAAGAAACGUGCGAAAGCGGAAAAACAACGCAAGCAACAAGAAGCCGACCGACUACGACAGCAGCAACAACAACAAGUCGCAGACGCCGACGACAGACCGUCAAAGAGAAGACGUCUAUCGCCUUCACAGCAGGGUGACCAACCGCGACAACUCGUCCGCUUCAAUGCCCCGUCGUGGCAGCCCGCUCGCACAAUCGACAGCUUCGAACGACUGAACCACAUUGAAGAAGGCAGUUAUGGCUUCGUGUCGCGAGCGAGAGAAUUGGCUACCGGAGAAAUCGUCGCAAUCAAGAAGAUGAAAAUGGAGCCGGGAGCUGCUCAGAAUGGCUUCCCAGUCACAGCUUUGCGCGAGAUCCAAACACUGUCUGCUGCCAAACACAGACACAUUGUAGAUCUUAGAGAGGUCGUCGUAGGCGAGAAAGGCAACGUCGACGACAUCUUCCUCGUCAUGGAUUUCCUGGAACACGACCUCAAAACACUCAUGGACGACAUGGAAGAGCCGUUCUUGCCUAGCGAGGUCAAGACAUUGAUGCUACAACUCGGCAGUGCUAUUGAGUUCUUGCACGACAGAUGGAUCCUACAUCGCGACCUCAAAACCUCAAACAUCCUUAUGAACAACCGAGGAGAAAUCAAAAUUGCCGACUUCGGUAUGGCGCGCUUCUGCGGCGACCCGCCGCCAAAGAACCUCACGCAAUUGGUCGUCACUCUCUGGUACCGAGCCCCGGAACUCCUGCUGGGCACCACGACAUACGACAGCAGUGUUGAUAUGUGGAGCGUGGGCUGCAUAUUCGGCGAACUUCUCACAAACGUUCCACUGCUUCAAGGCAAGAACGAGGUCGAUGAGCUCAGCAAGAUUUUCGAGCUGUGCGGUGUACCCACCGAUGCCUCAUGGCCUGGAUUCAAACGCCUACCUAACGCCCGUUCCCUCCGGCUACCAAGAAAUGCACAAACCACCGGCUCAGUGAUACGCUCAAAAUUUCCUUUCCUCACCAAAGCAGGAACAGAUCUGCUAUCUGCCUUGCUGUCCCUGAAUCCAGCGAGCAGACCAUCAGCAAAGGAGCUUUUGGAACAUAUUUACUUUACCGAAGACCCGCGGCCCAAGAGCACAGCUAUGUUUCCUACUUUUCCCAGUAAAGCUGGUCAGGAGAGGAGAAGGAAACACAGAACGCCCAAUGCGCCUAUGCGUGGUGAAGGCGGUGCUGCUGCUGCGGAUUUUAGUGGGUUGUUUGCGGGACGAGAUGAUGAAGAGAUCGGUGGUGGUUUCCAGCUGAAAUUGGUGUAG